Messenger RNA from Cantharellus anzutake, 336 nucleotides. RefSeq lists its product as uncharacterized. Lineage: Eukaryota; Fungi; Basidiomycota; Agaricomycetes; Cantharellales; Hydnaceae. The transcript has a single exon. The record is from RefSeq and is a predicted model, not a curated record. Gene Ontology annotation, molecular function: protein dimerization activity; DNA binding. The coding region runs from base 1 to 336 and encodes 111 amino acids.
AUGUCUACAGCCGCGAACCCUCCCCAAACAUCGACCACUUCUCCAACUAUCCGGAACAAACGCGCUCGUCCUCUCGAUGGGAACGAUCCUUCGCCUACCUCUACGACUGCAAACGUAGCAGCGGGCGGUGGAGCGCCAGGUGUUGAUCAAUUCCAGCAUGAAGAUGGCGAUGAAGAAGAAGAUGAGGAUGAGGAAGAUGGUGCAAGUGGUGGGAAAAAGAGUGAUAAAAAGGCUGGCCGACGAAAGAUCAAGAUCGAGUUUAUUCAAGAUAAGAGUCGCAGACAUAUUACGUUCAGCAAGCGAAAAGCUGGAAUCAUGAAAAAGGCGAGUUUUUAA